AUUUCUCAGAGGGAACCUGAACAUUGCUUGUGAAGGUUCUUUUCUCAUCGCCGACCCAGGACAUUUCCCCUUCCUGCCCUACAUCGACUGCACAUCGACUGCAGCUGGUCUGCGGUAUAGGACAUUAAACUGCUCAGUCAAACCAGAGCCUGAUCCACCAGCCAGAAGCCAUGCUGCUCUUGUCGACCCUCGCCCUAUUGGUGAGCCCCACCUGCUGGGCACUAAUUGACAAUUCCUUCAGCACCGCUAUGUGCAGUGAGACGCAUAUCACGGCCAUUCGGGUGGCUGUGAGUUACACUGGCAACAUUGUAAGUCUCCAGGUAAAACUGGGAAAAUACUGGGGUGCUGUCCAUGGCCAUAAAGGAGGGACUGUCACGGAAUUCAACCUGGACGAUGAUGAAUACUUCACUGAGGUCCAUGGCUCCAGGAAAGCCAACUUGCGGUCCUUGAUCCUGUGCACCAGCAAGAAUCGCUGUGCCGCGUUUGGGAAGAAUGAUGGCCAGCAAUUCUUUGCCUUCCCCCCAGAGGCAAGCCAGGUGCUCAAAGGCAUCAGUGGUGUAGUCGGGCCCAUUGGCUUACAGAAGCUUGACUGGAAAUGGGGUGAUAUACAAACUAAACCAACCACCGCACCAGUUAACCCAGCCACUGCACAGACAAAAAAAUGAUCUGGCUGGGUCCUCAGGCUGGGCCACAGGCAUGCUCACUGAGGCUGUCUGGGUAGGGAUGUGCUGACAAUGCUGGGGUGACCAAGUUGGGAUUCUGAAUCCACCAAUAAUUAAAGCUUCU
Messenger RNA from Heterocephalus glaber (naked mole-rat), 786 nucleotides. The record is from RefSeq and is a predicted model, not a curated record. Lineage: Eukaryota; Metazoa; Chordata; Mammalia; Rodentia; Bathyergidae.